This is a messenger RNA of Aureobasidium namibiae CBS 147.97, 1434 nucleotides long. RefSeq names its product MFS general substrate transporter. Bases 1 to 1434 code for a protein of 477 amino acids. The record is from RefSeq and is a predicted model, not a curated record. NCBI's taxonomy places the organism in Eukaryota, Fungi, Ascomycota, Dothideomycetes, Dothideales, Saccotheciaceae. The transcript is spliced from 2 exons. Gene Ontology annotation, molecular function: transmembrane transporter activity. Gene Ontology annotation, biological process: transmembrane transport.
AUGCAAAUUGUUCCGCCAGGAAAGGAGCAAGACAGCAAAAUUGUUACUUGGGACGGUGAACAUGAUCCAAAAAAACCCAUGAACAUGCCCGAGUUCCGCAAAUGGUUGAUCGUCAUCUCAACUGGUCUGAUGACUUUCUGUGUUUCAUUCGCCAGUUCGGUGUUCUCGACUACGACGUUCGUCACAGCUGAGCUGUUUGGCGUCAGUAGUGAAGUCAUGAUCCUGGGUCUUGCGCUCUAUGUACUUGGUUUCGCUUUCGGACCUCUGAUCUGGGGACCGCUUUCUGAAGCCUAUGGCCGUACCCGUCCUCUCUUCGCUGGAAUGAUCAUCUUCUGUAUCUUCCAGAUCCCUGUCGCUGUCGCUCAAAACCUGCAAACAAUCUUCGUAUGCAGAUUCUUUGGCGGAGUCGCUGGUUCCGCUCCUCUGGCCAUUGUUGGCGGUAUGUUUGUCGACUUUAUGGAACCAAUCAACCGCGGUGUAGCCACCAGCGUCUUUGCAGGUUCUGUUUUUGCAGGUCCAGUAGCAGGACCAGUUGUGGGCUCUUUCAUCACCUACAGCUACCUCGGAUGGAGAUGGACUGCCUGGAUCACUCUCAUUAUGUCUGUAUUUUUCACCGCCAUCGCCUAUCUGGUGACACCAGAGACUUACGAACCCGUCUUGCUGGCAUGGAAAGCUGACAAGCUUCGCCAUGAGACGAAAGAUUGGGCUUUGCACUCCAAGAGUCAAGAAGACCCUCUCAACUACGAUACCAUUGUCAACAAAUAUCUCAUGAAGCCUCUGGUCAUGGUUGUCAAAGAGCCAAUCCUCAUUAUCUUGACACUCUACAUGAGUCUGGUUUACGGAAUUUUGUAUCUGACUUUUGAAGCCUAUCCCAUCAGCUUCGAAAUGGAUCGCGGUUGGUCACCUGGUCUUGCUUCGCUACCUUUCAUCGCAAUCUUUAUCGGAGUAGUUCUCGCUUGUGUCAUCCUCGGUGCCUUCAGUAAAACUUGGUAUGCUAAGAGGCUCAUCGCCUCGGGCAAACUCAACCCCGAAGACAGGCUUCCACCCAUGAUUGUCGGCUCUUUGAUUCUUCCCAUUGGUCUAUUCUGGUUUGCGUGGACCUCGCAUCCCGACAUUCAUUGGGCGCCUCAAGUCGUCUCAGGCAUCUUCAUUGGUCUUGGAAUCAUCUUGAUCUUCAUGAGCGGUGUCACGUACAUGGUUGAUGUGUACCUGCUCAACGCCAACAGCGCUAUUGCCAUCAACACCUUUAUCAGAUCAGCAGUAGCUGCCGGCUUCCCCAUGUUCGCUACAUAUAUGUACGAAGGACUUGGCGUAGAUUGGGCCACUUCGUUGUUGGCGUUCGUGUGUAUCGCACUUAUCCCCUUCCCUCUGAUCUUCUGGUUCUAUGGUAAGAAGAUUAGGAGUUUGAGCAAGUUUGCAUUCAACCUUGGCUAG